Alnus glutinosa is the source of this 1742-nucleotide messenger RNA. RefSeq lists its product as uncharacterized. The record is from RefSeq and is a predicted model, not a curated record. Lineage: Eukaryota; Viridiplantae; Streptophyta; Magnoliopsida; Fagales; Betulaceae. The coding region runs from base 257 to 1408 and encodes 383 amino acids. The transcript is spliced from 15 exons.
UACUAUUUGUCUGAGGAAAUUCAAAAGCGGGGCAAUUUGGUCACAUAUAUUUUUUUCUCUUUUAUUUCCAGUUCGGCAAUAACAAUCAUCGGAGAACCUUUUUCAUCUCUCUCUCAGGUCUAAUACUACUUUGAAGUUUGCCUUUCGAAGGUUUGUUCUCAUAAUUGCGAAGAAUGCCAUAUUUGCUUCAGAAGUUGCUUUAGGAAUUGAAUCUCCGCGGGGAAAGUGACCUAUUGAGUUAAAGUUCUGUUCUAAAAUGGUGACCAUACACCGUAGUGGAGUUUUGAGGAAAUCAAACGAUGGCGCUAGGCUAGUAGUCACGACGAUUAUAGGAGUCGUAUUUGGAUUUUUUAUAGGUGCUUCGAUUCCGUCGAUAUCUCUAACUAAGAUUAACUUACCUUCAAGCCUUAUAUCGUCUCUUGAUGUAGCCAUGCCUGACAUACAUAGAUCCACUAGAAGCGAAUCUGUUGAAAGUGUUGGAUCCGGCAAUGUUCCGAAGAUAUAUGUUCCAACAAAUCCUCGUGGAGCAGAGUCAUUACCUCCAGGAAUUGUUGUAUCAGAAUCUGAUCUUUAUUUACGCAGACUAUGGGGUGAACCUAGUGAGGAUCUGAAGAAAAAGCCGAAAUACUUGCUGACAUUCACUGUUGGUCUUGAUCAGAGAAACAAUAUUAAUGCAGCAGUUAAAAAGUUUUCUGAGGAUUUCAUGAUUAUGCUUUUUCACUAUGAUGGUCGGACAAGUGAAUGGGAUGAAUUUGAGUGGUCCAAGAGUGCAAUCCAUGUUAGUGUGAGGAAACAAACAAAAUGGUGGUAUGCAAAAAGGUUUUUGCAUCCUGAUGUUGUAGCAUCUUUUGAAUAUAUUUUUAUAUGGGAUGAAGAUCUUGGAGUAGAACACUUCAAUGGAGAUAAGUACAUCGAGUUGGUUAAGAAACAUGGUUUGGAGAUCUCUCAACCUGGUCUUGAGCCCAAUAACGGACUAACGUGGGAAAUGACAAAGAGGAGAGGUGACAGAGAAGUUCAUAUGGUUACAGAUGAGAAGCCAGGCUGGUGUAGUGACCCACAUUUGCCUCCUUGUGCUGCAUUUGUAGAAAUUAUGGCCCCCGUCUUUUCUCAGGAAGCUUGGCGUUGUGUGUGGCAUAUGAUUCAGAAUGAUUUGGUGCAUGGAUGGGGAUUGGAUUUUGCUCUCAGAAGAUGUGUAGAGCCUGCACAUGAAAAAAUUGGUGUGGUUGAUUCGCAGUGGAUUGUACAUCAAGUAAUACCUUCUCUUGGGAGCCAGGGUCAGUCCGAUAAUGGGAAAGCUCCAUGGGAAGGGGUGAGAGCAAGAUGUAGAAAUGAGUGGGCUCAGUUCCGGUCUCGCCUCACCAAUGCAGAUAAGGCAUACCUUACUCAAACUGGGAAGGAGAAGCGUUGAGAACCCCCCCCCCCCCCCCCCCCCCCCCCCCCCCCCCUCCUUUCGCUUUUUCUUUUGUACAUGUUUGUCUUUUGCCCUAGGUGGUGUUUAUUGGCUCAAUUCUUCAUGCCUUUUUUUUUUUUAAUGAUUUUUUGUUCAAGGUGGGCGGCUCGUUUUUGUGAGCCACUCUUCUGUAUCUUAUAGAAUGCCGCAGUUAUAAAAGAGAAGAAAAUGUUACCGUCUUGUUUUCCAGGACGGGUUUGCCUCCUUUACAGAUAUAACGGAUAAUUUGUGCUAUGUUAGGGCAGUGGUGGUCGUUGCAAACUUGCAACGCCACAAUUGUCUUAUUUUUUUA